This is a messenger RNA of Lepus europaeus (European hare), 1523 nucleotides long. It is a transcript of the gene UCN, whose product is annotated as urocortin. The record is from RefSeq and is a predicted model, not a curated record. Lineage: Eukaryota; Metazoa; Chordata; Mammalia; Lagomorpha; Leporidae. The coding region runs from base 1015 to 1401 and encodes 128 amino acids. Gene Ontology annotation, molecular function: hormone activity. Gene Ontology annotation, cellular component: extracellular region. The transcript has a single exon. Gene Ontology annotation, biological process: negative regulation of feeding behavior.
GAAGAAGGAGCAGCCUCAUGUGGUUCGAAAGCACCCUGAGGCUAGAGACCCUCUUCAGCUUAGUGCCUCAUUCAGGCAGCCACAGGACCUUAGACCCAGGGUUGUAAUGAGGUCUUUAUUGGAGACUUUGUGGCAGGCGCUGGCGUUGGCUGAAUGCCGGUGGUGCGCUGCCGAUUCUCUGUGUGCACAACUGAUAGCUGCAGCAGGGGACUGGAUCUGAGCAGCAGAGCCUUCUCCGGAUGCCUCUGGCCCCCUGCUUGAGGCCCCGGGCAGGGUCAGCACCAUGGACAGCUUCUGUGGCUCGCCUCCCUUUCGUGUGCCUAAGAAGAAACUCGGGAGCAGUCUGCUUUGGGGAUGGGCCUCCACACUGCUGGCUGCUCUAAGGGGGCGAGGGGCACUGGGGGUGUCAGAGCAACCUUUAGGUCCCAGCCGGCUUCCGGAUCUCGGGAGUCCAGUGCUGUUUCCAGCGCUGGCCCCAGGGACACGAUCUCGUGUCCGGAGUGUGCCCCUCCGGGGGCACGCAACCUGCCGAACUCGGGGCUGAAGCUGUCAUUGCUUCCACGAUCGGUGCGAGCUCUUCGCUGACGUCAGUCGGAGCUGUCCUGGCGCUAUAUAAGGCUGGCGGCGGUCCCGGGACAGACCCCGCGUUUCCCCAGGCGCACUCGGCCCGCCCCAAGGGACAGAGGCUGGAGCUCCGUCUCGCGCCGGGCGGGCGCUCUCCGACAACCUGUGAGUGGCUCCGAGCGUCCACCAAGCUCCCUCAGCUCCAGGACUCCGCACUCAGUCCACCCACCGCGACCCUCCGGGAGGGAGGCACGGAGCUCGGGGAGGAGGGCGAGGGAAGGAAAGAGGUGGGCCGGGAAGCGGCUAGAGCUGGGGGCAGGCUGUGCGCACUGGGCGGCAGCCAGAGGGACCCGGCAGGGCGCUGGGUGUGCGCAGGGAGUUUGCCACCUGCGGCUGCCCCAGGCACACCUCACCCCGCGCUACCCCUGUGUGUUCAGGGCCGGCGGCACCAUGAGGCAGGCGGGACGCGCGGCGCUACUGGGGGCGCUGCUCCUUUUGGCACAGCUGCGCCCCGGGAGCAACCAGUGGAGCCCGGCGGAGGCGGCGGCGGCGGCCGGGGUCCAGGACCCGAGUCUCCGUUGGAGCCCCGGGACGCGGAACCACGGCGGCGGAGCCCGCGCUCUCCUCCUGCUGCUGGCUGAGCGGUUUCCGCGCCGCGCGGGAUCGGGCAGCUGGGGACCCAGCACGGCGAGCGAGCGGCCGCGGCGCGACGACCCUCCUCUGUCCAUUGACCUCACUUUCCACCUGCUGCGGACCCUGCUGGAGCUGGCGCGAACGCAGAGUCAGCGGGAGCGCGCCGAGCAGAACCGCGUCAUAUUCGACUCUGUGGGCAAGUGACCGUCGGGCCGGGGCCGGCAAAGCCCCUACCUCUUCCCCCUCCACGGGCUGGACCGUGCGCGACCGGAACUGACUCAGUCCCGCUGGGCAUCGUGCGUGGCCCAGUCACCCAGGGCACUCCC